GGGGGCGUGUAGCGGGCCCGCCCCGCCCCGCGGCUCCCCUUAAAGGGGCCGCGCGGCGCCGGCGCGGCGGGCGGAGGGCCGGAGGCGCGGGCGCACCAUGUACACCAUCACCAAGGGGCCCAGCAAGCUGGUGGCGCAGCGUCGCACCGGUCCCUCGCAGCAGCAGGUGGACAGCAGACUCGGCGAGCUCCUGAAGGGCCGGCAGCCCGCGCCGCCCGCCGCGCCGCCCCCGCGGCCGCCGCCGGGCCCCUGGCCCCUGUCCAGUUCAGGGCCGAGGCUCGUGUUCAACCGGGUGAAUGGGCGGCGGCCCCCUGCCAUGUCCCCCUCCCUGGAGGGGGCCCAGGAGCCGUACACGCUGGCCCACGAGGAGAACGUCCGCUUUGUGUCUGAAGCCUGGCAGCAGGUGGAGGAGCAGCUGGGCACUGGCUCGGCUGGUGAGAGCGGUCUGAGGCCAGUGCAGUAUGUGGAACGGACCCCCAACCCCCGGCUGCAGGGCUUCGUGCCCAUAGACCUGGACGAGUGGUGGGCACAGCAGUUCCUGGCACGGGUCACCAACUGCUCUUAGCCACUGCUGGAACGAAAGAAGGAUGCCAGGAAGCAGGCCACUGUUCGGGGCUGCCCUGCCCGCAGGCAGAGGAGUGCAGCACCCACACCAUGCGGGCUACACCACAGGGACCUGCUGCGCCCGGCCUCGUGGGUGCUGCCGAGCCACCCCUGGAGGACCAGGGUCCGAAGCACCUGGAACUCCGUUGUUGCCGACCUCUGACCUCACCGUGCCAGUUGCCAAGGGUCAGGGCGGACCUGCUGACCUCAUUCCUGCUCACGGUGCCCUGAGAUCAGUCCUUGGGCUGGUAGUGAGAACCUCCAAGCUAAUAAAGCUGAGAAACUGCC
Sorex fumeus (smoky shrew) is the source of this 891-nucleotide messenger RNA. RefSeq names its product MAPK regulated corepressor interacting protein 2 (gene MCRIP2). The record is from RefSeq and is a predicted model, not a curated record. The coding region runs from base 98 to 565 and encodes 155 amino acids. The transcript has 5 exons. NCBI's taxonomy places the organism in Eukaryota, Metazoa, Chordata, Mammalia, Eulipotyphla, Soricidae.